Entrophospora candida is the source of this 660-nucleotide messenger RNA. The record is from the annotation of a GenBank genome assembly. NCBI's taxonomy places the organism in Eukaryota, Fungi, Glomeromycota, Glomeromycetes, Entrophosporales, Entrophosporaceae.
AUGUCACUUAAAAAAUACCAAGAAGAAUUCAUCGAAUAUGCAAUAUCUCAAAAUAUUUUAAAUUUUGGUAAUUUUAAGCUAAAAUCCGGAAGAAUAAGUCCAUAUUUUUUUAAUGCUGGAAAUUUCGGUACUGGCAAAUCUUUAUCGACAAUAGGCACUGUUUACGCUUCUACUAUACAGGAUCAAAAAGAUCUAGAUUAUGAUGGAAUAUUUGGUCCAGCUUAUAAAGCCAUACCAUUGGUUUCAUCAACAGCCAUUGCGUUAUCAACCAAUUAUAACAAAGAUGUGCCUUAUUCGUUUAAUAGAAAAGAAAUCAAGGAUCAUGGAGAAGGUGGAAAUAUUGUUGGAUCGCUACUAAAAGGAAAAAUAUUGAUUAUUGAUGAUGUUAUAACUGCAGGCACCGCUAUCAGAGAGAGCCUUGAUAUUAUCAAAAAGAAUAAUGCUGUUGUGGUUGGAAUAGUAGUUGCAAUUGAUAGACAAGAGAUUGGAAUUGAUUCAGAAAAAUCAGCUGUACAACAGAUUGAACAAGAAUUUGGAAUUCCAGUCAUAUCAAUUGUUACUCUUGAGCAAAUUAUUGAAUAUCUUCAAGAAAAAGGUGGAUAUGAUGAUUAUUUAACGAAGGUGAAAGAAUAUCAAUUAGCCUACGGGAUCAAGAAAUAA